This is a messenger RNA of Orbicella faveolata, 1719 nucleotides long. RefSeq names its product U3 small nucleolar ribonucleoprotein protein IMP3-like. NCBI's taxonomy places the organism in Eukaryota, Metazoa, Cnidaria, Anthozoa, Scleractinia, Merulinidae. The record is from RefSeq and is a predicted model, not a curated record.
UGUUUCUCCUCGUGUUGUGAAAAUGGUGAGAAAACUGAAAUUUCACGAGAAGAAACUCUUGAAAAAGGUCGACUUUAUUUCAUGGAAAAGCGACAAUAACAUACGCGAAGUGAAGGUGCUUCGAAAGUACCACAUCCAGAAGAGAGAAGAUUACACCAAAUACAACAAAGUUUGUGGGAUGGCGAAAUCACUCGCCGCGAAAAUUAAACAGCUCGAUCCUAAAGAUCCAUUUCGAGGCGAAGCCACAGAACAGUUGUUGGAGAAAUUGUACUCACUUGGCUUAAUCAAAGCUAAAAACAACUUGUCUUUGUGCGAUAAGCUAAGCGCCUCUGCGCUCUGUCGGCGGCGCUUGCCUGUUGUUAUGGUGCGAUUGAGAAUGGCUCAAGCUAUCAAAGAUGCGGUGAAGUACAUUGAACAAGGUCAUGUGAGAGUUGGGCCCGAAGUCAUAAUGGAUCCCGCUUUUCUUGUUACCAGGAACAUGGAGGACUUUGUUACUUGGACAGAUACCUCAAAAAUAAGGAAGCAUGUCUUGGAGUACAGUGACCUCAGAGAUGACUUUGAUUUUUCAUAAAUGGAUAAAUCAACAUGGUAGGGCCCAUGUGAAGGUCCGGUGAACUAUACAUAGUCUCUUUUGCAGCCGUUAUUAGGGUCGUCACGCAACAGGACCCUAAUAAUGGCUGCGAAGGAGCCUAGACUACACAGAGACUUACAAAAAGCAUAACCUGUCACUGUGAAUCUAUUCUGCGUCAAAAAUCAGUAUUGACAAAUUGAGGUAGUCUGAAAGACAGCAACAGGAACAUCAAGAAACAAAAGGUUAUGCAGAGGGUUGUCACAGGGUUUUGCUGUAGGCAGCUCUAUUGAUGGAGUAGGUGGCCGAAUUUGCCAUCAUAGUCAGUAUAAUGGCUCUGCAGUGUUUGUCAUACUUAUUCCUAGUUACACCUUUCUGGUAUCUUCAGCUGCAUAUCAGACAAGUUUGGUUGAACCAUGAUUCCCAUUUUGGCUUUCUUGUGUCUUGCCAAAGCAUGAACCAUGGCUCCACUAAACUCGCCUGCUACACCACUGAAUGAUACAAAAGAUUUAUCAUUGGAUAUUUACCAUACCUGAAUCCGGGUUUAUCAGGUCAGUGCGGCCCUUGAUAUCAUAAGAUAUCAUGACCGCAGACGUUCUGACUGGCCAGUUCUGAAUUCUAGGUGUGGUAAAUCUUGAUACAAUUCUCAACCCUCAUAGCCAGACAACCAUGUGAAAGAAUCAAAUUCUGUCUUUAAUAGGGAAUGUAAACUAAAAUUCUUAAUGUUUAUGCACACUUUCAAACACAGACCAUCUAACAAUGAAUUCAUGCAGAAGUUAUCUAUUUGCCAAAUUAUAGUCCAUAAGGCAUUACCUUAUUACAUCGCAAAUAAAUGAGUUUUUACUUUUAUGAUUAUCAUUACUAACAUGCAUCAAAAGGAAUGCAACCUUUUAAAUUUGGAAUUUACUUGCAAUAUUAGCUACAUGGCCUUAAACUAAACUUUUUCAAUAAGUCUAAACAAUGACAAAUUGACAUCUAUUUUCAUUAAAAUGUAGUGACCCUUUACUUAAUUCUAAAGCUCCACAGUAGCAAAAAGUAGCUUAUCAAGUUAGUAAGUAUAGAAUUAGUUGAAAAAACAGUAUGAUGUUGAUGUUAUUUAACAUUGCAUGUUCUGCUCCAUUUUUGCUUCAAUUAAAACUUUUAUUAUGUUG